CUCGUCCAGCCCACUUCCGGGAUGGUGGCCCGCGAGCCCCAAGCUUCCUCCGCCUCCCGAGCGCGAAGCCCCGGCUCGGUGGGCCCCGCCGCCCGCGACGCUCGCCCGCCCCCUCCCGACCGCCUUCCCGGGCGGCGCGCAGCUCCACUUCCGGCGUGUGAGGCGGUGACAAUGGGAGCGGCGCGGGCGGCGCCGGGAGGCAGCUGACAGGCGUCUGCGGCUUCGCUUCAUGGCCGCUCUCCCGUGGCGCCUGGGCUCGGGAAGGAGUCGGGGAGCCCGCCGCGGCCCGGAGCCCGAGCCGCCGAGCCGCCAGGCCGAGCGGGGGAACGUGUGCGCGGCGCCGCUGGGGCGCAGCAUGUGAAGGGAAGACGGCGGGCAGCGCGGGCCGAGCCUCUCAGCCGGCCGGGAUGGCCACGACGGCCGAGCUCUUCGAGGAGCCUUUCGUGGCGGAUGAGUACAUUGAGCGCCUUGUGUGGAGAACCCCAGGAGGAGGCUCUAGAGGUGGGCCUGAAGCUUUUGAUCCCAAAAGGUUACUAGAAGAAUUUGUAAACCAUAUUCAGGAACUCCAGAUUAUGGAUGAAAGGAUCCAAAGGAAAGUGGAGAAAUUAGAGCAACAAUGCCAGAAAGAAGCCAAGGAAUUUGCCAAGAAGGUGCAAGAGCUCCAGAAGAGCAACCAGGUUGCUUUUCAGCAUUUCCAAGAACUAGAUGAGCACAUUAGCUAUGUGGCCACCAAAGUCUGUCACCUGGGAGACCAGCUGGAGGGAGUCAACACCCCCAGACAGCGGGCAGUGGAGGCGCAGAAGCUGAUGAAGUAUUUUAAUGAGUUUCUAGAUGGAGAAUUGAAAUCUGAUGUUUUUACAAAUUCUGACAAGAUAAAGGAGGCGGCAGACAUCAUCCAGAAGUUGCAUCUAAUUGCCCAGGAGUUACCUUUUGAUAGAUUUUCUGAAGUGAAAUCCAAAAUUGCAAGUAAAUACCACGAUUUAGAAUGCCAACUGAUUCAGGAAUUUACCAAUGCUCAAAGAAGAGGUGAAAUUUCCAGAAUGAGAGAAGUAGCAGCAGUUUUACUUCAUUUUAAGGGUUAUUCCCAUUGUGUUGAUGUUUAUAUAAAGCAGUGCCAGGAGGGAGCUUAUUUGAGAAAUGAUAUAUUUGAAGAUGCGGCAAUACUCUGUCAGCGAGUGAACAAACAAGUUGGAGAUAUCUUUAGUAAUCCAGAAACAGUACUUGCUAAGCUCAUUCAGAACGUGUUUGAAAUCAAACUACAGAGUUUUGUGAAAGACCAGUUAGAAGAAUGUAGGAAAUCUGAUGCAGAACAGUAUCUAAAAAACCUCUACGAUCUAUAUACAAGAACCACCAGCCUUUCCAGCAAAUUGAUGGAGUUUAACUUAGGUACUGAUAAACAGACUUUCUUGUCUAAGCUUAUCAAAUCCAUUUUCAUUUCCUAUUUGGAGAACUAUAUUGAAGUGGAGACUGGCUAUCUGAAAAGCAGAAGUGCUAUGAUCCUGCAGCGGUAUUAUGAUUCAAAAAAUCACCAGAAGAGAUCCAUUGGCACAGGAGGUAUUCAGGAUUUGAAAGAAAGAAUUAGACAACGUACCAACUUACCACUGGGGCCAAGUAUUGAUACUCAUGGGGAAACUUUCCUGUCCCAGGAAGUGGUGGUUAACCUCUUACAAGAAACCAAACAAGCCUUCGAAAGAUGUCAUCGGCUCUCUGAUCCUUCUGAUUUACCAAGGAAUGCCUUUAGAAUUUUUACCAUUCUUGUGGACUUUUUAUGCAUUGAGCAUAUUGAUUAUGCUUUGGAAACAGGACUUGCUGGGAUUCCUUCUUCAGAUUCUAGGAGUGCAAAUCUCUAUUUUUUGGAUGUUGUGCAGCAGGCCAAUACUGUUUUUCAUCUUUUUGACAAGCAGUUUAAUGAUCACCUCAUGCCACUGAUAAGCUCUUCUCCCAAGUUAUCUGAAUGCCUUCAGAAGAAAAAAGAAAUUAUUGAACAAAUGGAGAUGAAAUUGGAUACUGGUAUUGAUAGGACGUUAAAUUGCAUGAUUGGACAGAUGAAGCACAUUCUGGCUGCGGAACAGAAGAAAACAGACUUUAAGCCAGAAGAUGAAAACAAUGUGUUGAUUCAGUAUACUAAUGCCUGUGUAAAAGUCUGUGUUUAUGUAAGAAAACAAGUGGAAAAGAUUAAAAAUUCCAUGGAUGGGAAGAAUGUGGACACAGUUUUGAUGGAACUUGGAGUACGUUUUCAUCGACUUAUUUAUGAACAUCUGCAGCAGUACUCCUACAGCUGCAUGGGUGGCAUGUUAGCAAUUUGUGAUGUAGCUGAAUAUAGGAAGUGUGCCAAAGACUUCAAGAUUCCGAUGGUAUUACAUCUUUUUGAUACUCUGCAUGCACUUUGCAAUCUUCUGGUAGUGGCCCCCGAUAAUUUAAAGCAGGUCUGCUCAGGAGAACAACUUGCUAAUCUGGACAAGAACAUCCUUCACUCCUUCGUACAGCUUCGUGCUGACUAUAGAUCUGCCCGCCUUGCUCGACACUUCAGCUGAGGUUGAGGUAACCGAGGGAGUUUGUUGACGCGGCAGCCUCGCUGGAGGGAGAGUACGGAAGAUUGCCAUGAUGCAGCCAACAUUUUAUGAGAAAUGACUGGGAGAGAACAGCAGCCAUACUUACUGUUGGAACUUCACUUGAAAUUUGGAUACUAUUAUAUAUAUAUGUAUAUAUAUAUAAUAUAUAUAUUUUGCUUUGUAGCUCCCUAAGUUGAAUUUUUAAAACCAUUUUUGACUUAUAAAUUUCAAAUUCUGUAAAACCACAUGUCACUGUUUUUGUCCUGGGAAAUAGUGUCAGAAGACAAAUGAAAUAUUACCAGUGUUUCAGUUCUUGUUUUUGAUAUGUUCUGUCUGGAAAUUUUGUCAUCCCAUUUUUUCAUUGGUAACAAUUAAAAUACAGCAAAAUGGCAUUUAUUAUUCAUCACUUUUUAAUGAACAGCACUGGUAACUGUCUAUCAGAUUGUUCUAGGAUUCUUGAAAGAAAUUUUUGCCUCUGUCAAAAGGUGAACAAUUAAAUCAUAUUCCUAUAAUUGAAUUUUUUUCUGAGGUGCAAUAAUAAAUAAUAUGGUCCAAGAAAAAUGUUACAAACUAAAUAUGUGGACAAUAGGCAUGCACAUCCAUCUGUUUUCUCAGUUAAAAAAAAUUUAUUGUUUUUUAUUUGGUAAGUAAAUUUUAAUCCAGUUAAAGAAACUACCUUAUUUUAAAUUUUCAACAAGACCCCUAGCUAAAAGACAAUAUUUAUUCAUUAUUUGAAUAUAAUGGCAGUACAAGAAAUGUGAGGUAGCGCCUGAACGGUGCAUUUGAGAAGUGUAGACGAGUUUCUCAGCAGUGCAGUUCUGUGAAGAUGUGCAAGAUGGGACGUUUAAACAUGCGGUAGUCCUCUGUGUUAAGAAUUGACAAUUGGUAGGUAACGUUUAUGAUCUAAGGUAAGGUUGGAGACAAAUUUUUCGUAUUUUAUAGGUCUGUCAUUGUCCUUUUACAAGGCUUUUCUGAAAUUGGUCCCAGUUGUGUAUAGUUCAUCGAGUUGGCUUCCCACGGCGAUAUUAGUAAAUCACUGAUAAAAGUUCAAACAUUAAGUAAAAAUUGCGAAAGGCCACUAUUCAUUUUCCUGCAAAAAUACAUUUUAAAUUGUAUAUAGUGUUUCAGCUUCCUUUUUGUUUAUAGUCUCCUGGGAAUUUAUAAAUUAGUAAUUUAUUUUUGGCAUUUUUCUUUAAUGUGAGCUUUUUGGACCUAAUUUGGGGAAAUGCACUUAUUUUAUUUUAUUUUGAGAACUUGUUUCUGAGAGAUCACCAACUUUACCAAACCUUCCAUAUCCAGGACUAACUGUUGUUUAAGUUACCAUUGAUUGUAUUUUCUUUGUUUUCUAUUAAGCCCAGUGUUAUCAUAGUCAGCAAAGGAAAUGAAAUAUGCCAACUUUUAUCAAACCAUUUUAGGACAUUGUGGCGCCAUUAGAAAGUUGAAAAGAUUUGUAAUCCCUAGCCAAGGAGGAGUCAGAACAUGUUUUGAAUAUUAGAGUUAUUUCUGUGUAUGGUUGCCAUUUUAGAAAGAGCUAUGAAUGUGAAUUCAAAUUAUACCUCUGUUCCUAAAGCCAACAAUUUUAAGGCAGUAGUUUUAUGGGCCAUUUGAACUCUUUGUACAGUGACAAUUUGUAAAAUAAAUAAAUACAAAGACCUCACAAAAUAUGAGAGAACAUUUUAAGACUACCAAAUCAGAGAUAUGUUUCAAAUUAUUUUAUUUGGAUUAAUUUUUUAAUGUAAAGCAUAUACUUGUUGCUAGAUACUUUGUUAAUUAUUAUUUCCAUGCUUGAGUUCUGUGCAAUAUUUUCCAUUAUAUCCUUUGACAGGAUAAUGACAAAGCUCAUAAGUGAAUAUUUAAUUUAGAAGUGUUAACAUUAAUGCUCAAUAAACAAAUUCCCUCCAAUUGCUUUUUUCAUUUCACUCCAGUCUUACAUUUUAAAAUAUCCAUACUGAGUUUUAGGAAUGAUUUUAAGAUAUUUCUUCUUUCUCUUUUUCCUUUUUAGCAAAAAAAAUCCUGAUCCCUACUGUAGAACCAAGAUUAGAAAUUUAACCUGAACAGAUGGUCUUUCUGUAAGAAAAAAAAAAAAAGAAUGUAUUGAAUGAAUCAUAUGCAUUCUUGCUGUUCUCAUUUAUAAAGUGCUUUCAUAUUUAUAGCUAUUACAAAAAUUUCCCCAA
Messenger RNA from Ochotona curzoniae (black-lipped pika), 4726 nucleotides. It is a transcript of the gene EXOC5, whose product is annotated as exocyst complex component 5. Gene Ontology annotation, biological process: Golgi to plasma membrane transport; exocytosis. Gene Ontology annotation, cellular component: exocyst; cytoplasm. The coding region runs from base 408 to 2534 and encodes 708 amino acids. The record is from RefSeq and is a predicted model, not a curated record. The transcript is spliced from 18 exons. NCBI's taxonomy places the organism in Eukaryota, Metazoa, Chordata, Mammalia, Lagomorpha, Ochotonidae.